AUGCCGGCGACGUCUGCGCUGGUGCUGGCCUCCGCGCUCCUGGGGAAGGGGCUUUCUCUCCAGAGCAGCCUCAAGGACGAGGAUCUCUCGCUGGACAGCAGCAUCAGCGACGAGGGCUGGCUUGCCGGCUACGAGGCUGCAGUCCGCAACAUCGGUGACAUCAGCGUCGUCACCGUGGAGACGCGCGCCAGCAACCCGAUGCGGCUCCCGGGCAGGAACGCGGGAAACAGCGACGCGAUGGUCCUGAACCCCGGCGCAGGUGAGCCAUGGCAGUUCUACCGUACCAAGAACGGCCUCAUGCUCCGCUGGAUCAACGAGACGAUGCAGAGGGAUCCAAAUCAUCUGGCGAUCAUGAUCGACGGCGGCGACAUGAUCUUCGGCGGGUGCGACGAGAAGUUUGUCAAGGACAAGUACAAGAAGAUCCUGAAGGCUAGCGGGGGAGGCCCCAACAUGAAGCUCGUCAUGAGCGGCGAGACGGCCUGCUUCCCCAUUGAGAUGGACUGGCACUUCCGGGACAACGCCACGUGGGAGCAGCGGCGCUCGGCCGUUAACUCGCAGGUGGAGAACCUCACGGACGACUGGGUCUUGCCAUGGACACCGUGCGGGGACAAGAAGCAGGCUCCGUGCGACCCUGUGGAGAAGAGGGCCUACAGGUACCCGAACUGGGGCUUCGUCAUGGGCCCCGUCAAGGACCUCUAUCCGCUCUUCGAGUUCGUGUACGCCAAUGGCGGCAACCCGAAUCACAAGAGGGACACCAUCGACCAGAUGAGGGCCCAGUGGUGGAUGCUCUUCAACCCUGACAAGAUCACUUUGGACUACACGGGGAGCUUGGUGCUGAGCACCCACCAAAUGGCCUGGGGCAGGAAAGACAGCGAGGCGCCCAUCGAGAUAGUGAUGAACAAGAGGGGGAAGCCGAUAAUCCGCAACAAGAUCCUCAACCAGCCGUGCUGCUUCGCGCACGGCAACGGCGACGGCGAGGGUCUCAUCAACAGGACGAUGAUGAUGAUCAUCCAGAUGAACAACCUCACGGACGCCAUGGACCGCGCCGGGCUCACCGGCCCAGGGGGCCGCGACCUGGCCUGA
Molecule: messenger RNA, 1083 nt
Organism: Prorocentrum cordatum
Lineage: Eukaryota; Dinophyceae; Prorocentrales; Prorocentraceae
Source: the annotation of a GenBank genome assembly